AUGGGCAAACAGACUCGCAGAAAGUGCCAAAUCCACGAUUCGGAUGAGGAUGUUCAAGCUCCACCAUGUCAUACACAGCGGGCUGGCACUGGAGGAGUGCUUUCUCAGUUGAGGAAGGUAGGAAACACUAUUGAGACUCCGGCCAGAGUGCCCAACAUGAAGGCUCGAAAUGUUGUUGUCCCUCCGGACGAGCCUGAAAAUGCAAUGGCUCCCACAAAGAAGAAGGGGAGAGCAAAAGCGCCUCGGGAGAACACCAUAGUAGAGACAUCAAACCCAGCCAUUACAGGUCUACCUGCCCUGCACGUCGUAAACAAUGGAAGGUUCAGAUUGCAGGAUCAACCAAUUCCCUUGGGAUACGUCAGUUCCAAGCCACUCCUGCAGUCCCAUCAAACCCUUCCUGAGCCUGACUCAAUGACACCUGUUGUCCAGGCCGGCAUCAAUGCUCGUACUCGUGGUGUUGCUCGUGGUGUCAGCCGUGGUGCUGUUCGUGGUGAUGUUGCUCAUAGUGCUGGUGCUCCUCAUCGUGAUGGUGCUCCUUGUUGUGACGGUGCUCCUCGUUGUAAUGAUGCUCCUCGUUGUGAUGGUGCUACUCAUGGUGCUGAUCGUGGCGUCUCUCACAGCAACCAUCAGUCUGACAUAGCUCAUGUCCCACUCAGUGGCCAUACUAUUUCUCAUUCUCCGCAGGUCAGCAACCAACGUCCAAAGUCGUUCAUUGUGGCACCCCCUGCCCUUCCUGAUAUUGCUUCAUCUGCAAGUCACUUGUUUGCUGACUCAGAUGAUGCUAGUGAUGGGGUGGACAGGGAGAUUGAUGAAGACAGAAUAGGUGAUGAAGACAGAAUGGGCGACUGGGACGAUGAAGACGGCAGUAUGGGCCUCGAUAAACAAGACAUCGGCAUCGAGGAAGAAGAUAUUGAUGUCGAGCAAGACAUUGGCAUUGAAAGCAAUGACAAUAACUAUAUGGAUUAUGCCAACUACAGGGAUGAAUAUAUCACGCAUGCCUCGGAUCACAAUCACCAGGCCAAUUCUGGCCAUCGUCAGGCCAGACACUCUGCCACGCCACACCACCCAGGACAAGCAGGGGAGAAGGCCAACUGGAACAGGAAUGUGGAUAAAGAUCGCUGCCAGCAAGGCACAACCAAAUCAGCUCGUUCAAAUGCUCUGACCAUAUCUAAGCGCGCUCACACAGACUCAGAAGAUGAUGAUAUUAAUACUGGGAGGAAGCGCCGCAAUGCCAAGAAGAAGGGAGACGCUGCCAACCCAACUACCCUCAGUUUCUUUCCACACCUCUGGGGAAAUUUUCUCAACUAUGCCAAGGCCAAUUUCAGGCUUUAUCUCGCUAUUUCAGUCCCAUUCCCUACAAAAGAGGACGCCAUUUCUGGUGUAUGUUGUGAAGCAAUUACGGAAGCGAUUGUAUACUGGCAAGACCAAAAACGCCAAGUUGAGAAAGGUUACUACCCGAAAUACAAAAGAGAGAUGGCUAUCGUGACACAGGUUUAUAACAAUGCAGUGACCUUCCGAAGUUGGAUCAAACAAGUUGCACUUGCUGUCGUCCCAAUCAGAUAUGGACUUGCACUUGUACAGGGAAACACCAUUGCAAACGUCAAAACGAAAGCAAGUGAUCUAUUGAAGAGGACGAAGUUUUUGCACAGUGAUUGUGAUGAUGAGGGUUGUGCAUCAAAUUUUGCCCACAAUGCACUCCGAAUUGUCUGUCACAAGGCAUUUUACGAUAGCAGGUCCAAAUCAUUGAGGCAAUUCCCCACAUUUCAGAAGACCAUUCCACCCAAAGCUCUCAUCCUCGUCGCAACCAUCGUAACUGGCGCCGUUAGCAAGCAGACAGCUAUUCCGGAUUCGGAAGCCAGCUAUGAGUCAAUCUCGACGUUGUACGAGCGUGUCAACAAGGACUCAUAUCACGGUCCAAAGCUCCAUCAGAUGUUACAAUCCUGGGCUGCGGAGGGCUUGAAUACAUGUGGUGCCGUGUUUGGUGAUGAAGGAGGCUGCAACACUUCAGACUGGGACGUCGACCUCAAUUAG
Suillus discolor is the source of this 2031-nucleotide messenger RNA. RefSeq lists its product as uncharacterized. Lineage: Eukaryota; Fungi; Basidiomycota; Agaricomycetes; Boletales; Suillaceae. Bases 1 to 2031 code for a protein of 676 amino acids. The record is from RefSeq and is a predicted model, not a curated record. The transcript is spliced from 10 exons.